This is a messenger RNA of Exophiala mesophila, 1213 nucleotides long. RefSeq lists its product as uncharacterized. The record is from RefSeq and is a predicted model, not a curated record. NCBI's taxonomy places the organism in Eukaryota, Fungi, Ascomycota, Eurotiomycetes, Chaetothyriales, Herpotrichiellaceae. Bases 362 to 919 code for a protein of 185 amino acids. The transcript has a single exon.
CCAACACCAGGGCACGGGGCAAGCAUCGCCUGUCCAGCUCCAUCCAUUCGUCAUUCAUUGUCGCGUGUAACUGCUUCGCCAGCUGAAACCAUUGUGCCAUUCCACUCGACCGCCCGACUUUAAUUGAAGGCUUCAGACCCCGAAUGGAACCCCAGAGCUCUAUGACAUCGCCCCUCACCAUCCAUACCCUAUUUCCUCUAUCUUUUCCGAGCACAUUCAUCGACGAUCACUGCACGUUCUCGGAUCUGCUUGCUUGCAUCAUUGACAGGUAGGCAAACGUCGCUGAUACUGGUAGCUCCAGGUGCGCCGCAUCGUGCACAUACUUGAAGAGCCCCCUGUCCUCUCUCCUUGCUCUAGGCUCAUGGAGUCCAAAAUGUCUGGCCUGCAUAUCGACCUCCCAUCCAAGUCACAACAAAGUAAAACCAAAAAGAAAGUCGAAGUGGCCGAUUCGUGGGAAGACGAAGACCUGUCUUCUCCAGUCGAGGGUGACAUGGGCGACCGCACCCCAACGGAUCCUUCGGACCUUGAUACCAAACCAAACAAUGCAUCAAAUCCAGCCCUCCAUCCACCCCCGCCCACUCCGAUAUCACCUCGAGGUAGUGGUCAGUACAUCGACUGGUCAACUGCAUCGAUGCUCGGUGGUGGCCGACCGACCCCAUUUUCGCCCUCCUCCACCACUGCUUCUACCCCUUCAGACUCUGACCGCGAAAGACGACGCCCUGAGAAAAGUACGGCCACGGCCAGUCGAUUGAUUGCUGCAGGUCUAGGCAUGAAAGCUCCCCAGAAAUCAGAGGAGGCCAAGCAGUAUGACCGUGCCAUUAGGGAGCAGGAGAUCAGGCGAAAGAACAGGGAAAAGGAACUUCAGCAAAGAGAGCGAGAGGCCGACGAGAAGUUAAAGGCCGCUGUCUGGACUGACUAAAUCGCAAGAAUUCAAAUGGUGCUUUGGGUUUGAAUCUUUGGGAGCAAUGUCUCCAUGUGUUACUAGGUGCUUCUGCCCGUGGGAUUCCCCCACAAGCGUCGUCGGGGAGGGUUUGCAGACUUGAUGUUUGGCCCUAAUGCAGAGCCUAUACUUCGACUCCCAUCAAGUUAUGACAAUAUAAACGUGGCACGGAACGGAAGGAAUUCGGUAAAUGUUUCUACACUAGGCUGUACCAAGGAACCAUGUGCACUCAGGCCUCAGGUCAAGCCACACCUGUCCACCGCCCUGAUCUGC